AUGUCAAAAAAUGGCAGCCGCAAACGCACAGCCUUGACUUCGGGGCGUCUUACCAAGGGCAAAAAACCACGCAAGCCGCUUUCUGAGGAUGAAGAAAGCAAUGAGUCAUCUCUAUCAGACCAGGCACUGCAAGAACCACCAAAGACACCUUCACCUAUUUUUGAUGAUCCAAUGUUGAAAUUACCAGAGGAGUUACUGAAGACAUUCUACAAAACACCCGGUGUGUUGCUGAUUUCUGGACUUGUAUCCUGGGAUCUGGUGGCUAAGAGAGACAACAACCCCUCUAAACGCACACACCCAAAUCUGUACACCUUUCAUAAGUUUACUGAUUGCAAGUACCGUCUGAUAGUAAGUGGAUGUAGUGCUGGCCACUCUAUACUGGUCUCUGAAGAGGGCGAGGCUUAUACUUUUGGACGUAAUACUUGUGGUCAAUUGGGAUUUGGUGACACGGUUACCCGUAAUGUACCUGAAGCUGUACCAGCUCUAAAAGGCAUGAAUAUUAUUCAUGCUGCAGUGGGCAGACACCAUUCACUGUUUGUUACUGAUACAGGAGCAGUGUUCGCUUGUGGCGACAAUAAAAGCGGCCAAUGUGGCGUUGGCAACACCACGCCUCAGAUCCUAAAACCCAUACGCGUGAGACACACUGGAGCACCUAUCGUGAAAGUAGGAUGUGGCGCCGAAUUCUCAAUGAUACUGGACUGCAAUGGGGCACUUCAUUCAUUUGGAUUGCCAGAAUACGGCCAAUUAGGACACAACACCGAUGGUAAAUACUUCUUGACAUCUACAAAGCUGUCAUUUCAUUUUGAGACUGUCCCCAAACACAUCGCACUUUUCUUCGAAAAAUCCAAAGAUGGUCACGUCACGCCAGUAAAGGAUGUGGAUAUAGUCGAUUUUUCCUGUGGAAAUAACCAUACAGUGGCUAUAGACUCCAAAAAACGCGCGUACAGUUGGGGUUUCGGCGGCUUUGGUCGACUUGGACAUGCGGAGCAAAAGGACGAAAGCGUCCCACGCCUUAUCAAGUACUUCGAAUCGCAGGCACGAGGAGUGCGCUCUGUACACUGCGGUGCUACAUACAGUCUCGCCAUCAACGAGAAUGGGGUACUUUUUAUGUUUGGGCAGACAAAGCGAACCGGAGAAGCCAAUAUGUAUCCUAAACCAGUACAGGAUCUCACUGGAUGGAACAUCCGAAGCGUAGGCACUAGUAACACAUCCAUAGUGAUAGCUGCUGACGACUCGCUAAUCGCCUGGGGUGUCUCGCCAACUUACGGAGAGCUGGGAACUGGAGACAUUAAUAAAUCCACAGCGCGGCCUAAAGAAGUCACCCGAAUGGAAGGGCUUAACAUUACACAGGUUACUAUGGGUUUCUCGCACACGCUCUUGCUGUCCGAUGACUCGACUGAAGAAGUGAAACAGAAGUUAGCUACAAUGCCCACAUUCAAUCCUUAA
Messenger RNA from Parnassius mnemosyne (clouded apollo), 1446 nucleotides. Lineage: Eukaryota; Metazoa; Arthropoda; Insecta; Lepidoptera; Papilionidae. The record is from the annotation of a GenBank genome assembly.